AUGAAUGAUCACAUUUACGUUGAUACAUUUUCAUUGCUACUAAACUACCAUUUGUGGUAUGUUUUAACACCCGUUCGUGUGGAUUUCAUUUGGAGGGACUCAAGAGCAAACAAACUCUUCAUGGUUCUCAUUGAUCAAAAUAGAGAGAAAUUGUUAGCAGUUGUUCCACAACAAAUGAUGCGUUUUAUUUAUGGAGGGAAUCUAUUGGGUGGUGUGUUUUCUUUAAACCAUUUCCAAAUCAAACCAACCUAUGCUGAGUAUCCGAGAUAUUGUUGGAAAAAUCAUCAAAGGGAAGCGAAACUAUUCCCGUUACUCUGGUGUACUGACGUUAACUGCGUUCACUUUAUAUCUCCAAGAUGGGCCUGUUCAAUGAGGACCGUAGAUAAGGGAAACGAAAACUGUGAUGAUUCCCAAAACCCGAUAGAUAUAGAAAAAGAAAAUCGAAAAAGAUACAAUAGAAACUAUUAUGCACGAAAAAAGGAGAAAAACAAAAUGAGAAGGAUAGCUAACGGUGAAGGAUGUAGUCAACCUACAACACUCACAAGUUGCCCUACAAUGGAGACAAACGAAACAAAUAUCAACGAAGAUUCCUCUGUGAGUGUUAUAAGUGAUAAUGUGAUUUUGAUGGGAGGGAGAUUGUUCCAGCAGUUUGCAGUAGAUACCUAUAUAAAGAUUGAGACUACACGUUUGGUUUUUGUUGAAAAGAACCAAACCAAAAUUAGAGCCGAUUUAUACCAGGGCGUUGUUGAUUGCUUCAAUGCCGGUGAGGCUCAAGCAAGUAGGGUUAGACAGAGAGUUGUGUUACCUACAAGUUUCAUUGGAGGUCCACGUGACAUGCGUCGAAGAUUUCUGGAUGCCAUGGCUUUAGUUCAAGAUGAUGGGAGGCCUGAUAUAUUUCUUACAAUGACGUGCAACCCAAAAUGGAAAGAAAUCGAUGAUGAGUUAUUGCCUGGACAGUCAGCUCAAGAUCGACCGGACCUUGUUGCAAGAGUUUUUCAUGCUAAGUUAGAGGAUCUCAAGGUACAGUUAUUCCAGAGACAUAUAAUCGGUGUGGUGGGGUCAUAUGUGUAUGUGAUAGAGUUUCAAAAGCAUGGAUUGCCACAUGCACAUUUCCUCUUAAUAAUGACACCUGGAUAUAAGAUGAAUAAUCCAGACGAUUAUGACAAACUUGUGUGUGCGGAAAUUCCCGACCCAAUAAGAUGUGUGGCUCCAUACAACCCAAAGUUGUUAAUGAUGUUUAAUUGUCAUAUCAACGUUGAGGUUUGUUCGAGUAUAAAGUCUGUGAAGUACCUCUUCAAAUAUGUUUAUAAGGGCCAUGACAAACAAGUUAUCCAUAUUGAUAAAGACCAAGAAAAUGUUGUUAUUAAUGAGAUACGAAAGUUUCAAGACACACGUUAUGUGUCCCCUCCUGAGGCAUUAUGGCGAGUUUUUAGCUUUCCUCUUUCAAAAAUCCACCCUUGUGUGAUGGCCUUGCAAAUACAUCUCCCGAAUCAACAGUUGGUUAGGUUCAAAGACGGUGACAGAAUGGAAGACAUUGUUGAUAGGGAGAAAGAAAAAAAUUCAAUGUUGACGACAUUUUUCAAGAAGAAUAAAGAAUAUUCCAAUGCGAGAAAAUAUUUGUAUAAGGAUUUUCCCAAACAUUUUACAUGGAAUCGGAACAACCAUUGUUGGAGGACCAGGGAACAUAAAUCAAUGAUUGGUCGACUUGUUUAUGCUAAUCCAGCUGAAGGAGAGAGAUACUACCUACGCCUGCUUUUAUGUCAUAUUACUGGGCCUACCUGCUUUGAAGAUUUAUACACAGCCAAUGGUGUAUUACACCCUACAUUUCGAAAAGCAGCUCUUGAAAGAGGUUUAAUAGAGACCGAUGAUAAUUUAUCACAAUGUCUUGUAGAGGCUUCCUUAUUUCAAUUUCCCAACGCACUUAGAAGGUUAUUUGCGACGAUGCUGAUUUUUUGUGAACCAGGAAAUGUUCGCAAGCUAUGGGACGACCACUAUGAUUCUCUUUCUGAAGAUUAUAGGAAACAAUAUGGAUGUGCCGAACGAGUGAAAAAUAUGGUCCUCAUCGACAUUAGAGUCUUCCUAGAAUCUAUGAGUAGAAAGCUUAGUGAUUACGACCUUCCAAAUAUCAGUGCACACAUCGAUUUACAAUCAAGAGGCUAUCGUGAGGUGCAAGAAGAAUACUCUAUAAAUGUGGAAUAUGAAGACUUACAUGCGCGAGACUCUCUCAAUCCAGACCAGAAGUUUGCAUAUGAUGAGAUAAUGAGGCAUGAGGAUCAAAAUAUUACGGGUGUAUUCUUCAUAGAUGGUCCCGGUGGAACUGGAAAGACAUUUUUGUACAAAGCUUUGUUGGCCAAUAUUCGUGCCCGUGGUCUUAUUGCACUUGCAACUGCCACGUCAGGUGUUGCGGCUAACAACAUGCCAGGAGGGAGAACAGCUCAUUCACGAUUUGGAAUUCCCCUCAAUCUUGAUAAUAACUCGAUGUGCAAGAUCACUAAACAAAGUGGGAAGGCUCAGAUACUUCGCGAGGCAAAGGUAAUCAUAUGGGAUGAAGCAGCAAUGGCUAAGAGGCAGGCAAUAGAAGCAGUUGAUCGGACAAUGCAAGACAUCACAGAUGAGAAGCUCCCUUUCGGUGGAAAGAUAAUGGUUAUGGGAGGUGACUUUAGACAAGUGUUGCCGGUCGUGAGACGUGGCACUCGAGCACAAAUUGUCGACACUAGCUUACGAAUGUCACCUCUAUGGGCUUCAGUUAAAAGGCUUCGAUUAAAUAUCAACAUGAGAGCGGUAAAUGACCCAUGGUUUUCUGAUUUUUUAUUAUGA
Lactuca virosa is the source of this 2817-nucleotide messenger RNA. Lineage: Eukaryota; Viridiplantae; Streptophyta; Magnoliopsida; Asterales; Asteraceae. The record is from the annotation of a GenBank genome assembly.